Messenger RNA from Diabrotica virgifera virgifera (western corn rootworm), 425 nucleotides. RefSeq lists its product as uncharacterized. NCBI's taxonomy places the organism in Eukaryota, Metazoa, Arthropoda, Insecta, Coleoptera, Chrysomelidae. The transcript is spliced from 2 exons. The record is from RefSeq and is a predicted model, not a curated record. Bases 17 to 424 code for a protein of 135 amino acids.
AACAAACGUUUCAGAGAUGGACAAUGAGUUUUUUUUUGUAAAAAAUCAAGAAUCUUCAAGUACACUAGGUGAUAAGAAUAUAGCUGUUCCUGGAGUUUCUAAGUCAACAAGUUCUUCAUCAUCUUCAAGCAGCUGUUGUAGUAGGUGUUCUAGUAGGUCUUCCAGUAGUAGUAGCUCUUCUUCGUCCUCUGAAGAUUGUGAAGACAUAAUUAACGAUCAUAACUAUGUACCAAAGAGUGAUGAAGAAUUAGAAGAGUGUGAUAAAGAAAACCACGACGACGGUAAUAAUGAGCCUAAUCAAACCUUAUCAGCAAACCAAGACAUUCCUAUUCUUGUUACACCCCCAAAGAAAGGCAAGAAACGUCAACGGAAUACUAAAAACUGGAAGAGAAAUCUUACAAAAAAAAAUGAGAAGUUGUGGUGAA